UAUUACAGAGAGAAGCGAUUCCAAAGGAAUAUAUUUCGUUCUGUCUAAUCUUAUUCUUUGUUUAAAACCCCUCUCCAUGCAUUUCUCUUGUUUAUAUAUUUAUUGCUUCCUCUCUCUAAGAUUUGUGAGUCCUGACCAUCAAUCUUUCUAGCUAAGUGAGUAGGUUCAGUACGUAUAAAUAUAUAUAGAGCAGAGAGCGUUAGAGCAGAGAAAUGGGUUUGAGGUCCAUCAUAUCGACCAUCACCUACGGUUUGUUUCUUGGCUAUCCACACAAGAAGCCAAAGGUCAAAAGUGUGAGCCACCUCAACUAUUACCACACCAUGCCAAAGGCUCGUCCACUUUCUUUACAGGGAAUCGGACAAAACGGAAGCGAAAUGUCAUUAGUUUGUCUCACUAGUGGAUGUUGCUAAUAUACCUUUGGCCGAUUAAGCAUAUACAUAUAAAAAUGUUCUAAUUAUUAAUCUUUUUCUUUUGAUAUUAUCAAAUAUUGAUACUAAUUAAUUAGUCUGCAACAUAUGAAUGUUUUGCAACAAAGUAGACGAUAGACCUAAAAGUACGGAUGUGCUGCAGUGGAUGCGAGAGGGUAGUCAAGCAUGCCAUUUACAAGUUGAGAGGAGUGGACUCGGUGGAGGUGAACCUGGAGUUGGAGAGAGUGACGGUGGUUGGGUACGUGGAGAGGAAGAAGGUGCUGAAGGCGGUGAGAAGAGCCGGGAAGCGAGCGGAGUUCUGGCCUUACCCGGACAUGCCUCGCUACUUCACUUCCUCGGACCACUACUUCAAAGACACAACCCGCGAAUUCAGGGAAAGCUACAACUACUACCGCCACGGCUACAACCUCAGCGACCGUCAUGGUCAUAUCCACGUCACUAACCGUGGCGACGACAAAGUCAGCAACUUCUUUAACGACGACAACGUCCACGCUUGUCGCCUUAUGUAAUCAAAUGUUUAAUCUUUUUUAUUUCUCAAAACUAAUCAUCCUAUAUAUGUAAUAUGUACAUAUAUCUGUAUGUAUUUCUAUGGUCUCUAGGGUUGAUACAUGUUGUAUUGUAUUGUCUAGCAUGUAAUCCCUCUUAAGUCUUAAGGUUGUCAAUUGGGGGUGUCAAUUGGGAUUGCCCUGCCCGGACCAAAA
Molecule: messenger RNA, 1129 nt
Organism: Brassica napus (rape)
Lineage: Eukaryota; Viridiplantae; Streptophyta; Magnoliopsida; Brassicales; Brassicaceae
Product: heavy metal-associated isoprenylated plant protein 30
Exons: 3
Coding region: 560-937 (125 amino acids)
Molecular function (GO): metal ion binding
Source: RefSeq, a predicted model, not a curated record